AUGUCACCGCCGAUACCAAACGGGCCAUGGAAAUUGUUAGCCACAGACCUGUUUGAGUGGCACAACCAUAAUUAUCUCAUUGUGGCUGAUUAUUAUAGUCACUAUUCUGAGAUCAGCCUGUUACCUAAUAUCACCGCCAACAGUGUCAUCAAUCACAUGAAAUCAAUCUUUGCCCGGCACGGCGUAUGUGAAGAACUGAUAUCUGACAAUGGAAGCCAAUACACAUCUGCAGAAUUCAAAAGAUUCGCUGCAGAAUGGGGUUUCAAGCACACCAUGAACAGCCCCUACCAUCACCAAUCUAACGGACUUGCUGAAAAGUAUGUUGGUAUAGCAAAACAGAUCAUGAAGAAAGCCCAGACCGAUGGUUCUGACCCGUACAUGGGAUUGUUAGUCUACAGAAAUACACCCACUGAUUUAACCGCUACACCAGUUCAACUCCUAAUGAGUCGUCGCCUUCGAGACAACCUCCCAGUCCAACAGAAACGGCUCGGUCCAUCUGUACAAAACGUAAAAGAUGUACAAAGGCGACUUUCACAUAAACGGAUGAACAGUAAGAUAUACUACAACCGUAACACCCAGUCUCAAAAACCAUUAAAGGAAAGAGAGGAUGUCUACAUGCAACAACCCAAUGGGAAAUGGAAACCAGCGAUAGUGAGAAAAGUAGCCGAGAUACCACGAUCAUAUAUUGUCUCCACAUCUGGUGGUGGAAAUUAUCAACGGAACCGUCGUCACAUCAUUCCGUCCAAACCAGCCCCGCUAGCCAACAGUCCGAACAACAAAUCAACAGGUUCGACACCUCCGCUGCUGGAAAACCCAACUCCUCCUGAGACUCCGAAACCACCUGACACAUCUCCAACUUCACAGUUCUCACGUUAUGGUCGACGUAUUAAGCCCAAGACUUUAUCUGAUUUCAUAACUGGAUAA
Molecule: messenger RNA, 924 nt
Organism: Liolophura sinensis
Lineage: Eukaryota; Metazoa; Mollusca; Polyplacophora; Chitonida; Chitonidae
Exons: 1
Coding region: 1-924 (307 amino acids)
Biological process (GO): DNA integration
Molecular function (GO): nucleic acid binding
Source: RefSeq, a predicted model, not a curated record